Messenger RNA from Necator americanus (New World hookworm), 399 nucleotides. RefSeq lists its product as uncharacterized. The transcript has a single exon. Bases 1 to 399 code for a protein of 132 amino acids. NCBI's taxonomy places the organism in Eukaryota, Metazoa, Nematoda, Chromadorea, Rhabditida, Ancylostomatidae. The record is from RefSeq and is a predicted model, not a curated record.
AUGCAUAUAGCGUUUCUGAACUUUGCAGCCGCGUUCGACUCUCCUCAUCGAGGCCGUCUUCUCAACGCACUACGCGCCGAUAGAAUACCAGGAAAGUUUGUUCGCUUGCUUGGUGACAUGAAUCAACGAAGAACUGUUGCAGUUCGAACACCAGCAACAACACCAGUUCGAACAGGAUGUUCGAACAGGAGAAUACCAGGAAAGUUUGUUCGCUUGCUUGGUGACAUGAAUCAACGAAGAACUGUUGCAGUUCGAACACCAGCAACAACACCAGUUCGAACAGGAUGUACAACACCUUUUGAGGUGGUAACUGCAGUAAGACAAGGGGCGGUGGCAGGACCCUUCCUGUUCAAUUUCGCCAUCGACGUCAUUAUGAAGAACAGUAGAUCAGUGUCCUGA